Molecule: messenger RNA, 769 nt
Organism: Orbicella faveolata
Lineage: Eukaryota; Metazoa; Cnidaria; Anthozoa; Scleractinia; Merulinidae
Product: DNA polymerase epsilon subunit 4-like
Biological process (GO): DNA-templated DNA replication
Cellular component (GO): nucleus; epsilon DNA polymerase complex
Molecular function (GO): protein heterodimerization activity
Source: RefSeq, a predicted model, not a curated record
CCUGUCCUUUUCAUUUGGGAGGUCCCUCCCUCCUCCGAAAGCCGUUGUCUCGACUCUGUAACGCUCAAACUUGAAUAUGAAGAACGUGAGGUAGCUAUUCAGGAGUGCAAGAGACUCUAAUGAAACCGAGUUAUAUCAGAAAAAUGUGGAGCAAUAUUUUUUUUAACCCAACGGACGGGCAACGAAACCUAUUCGGUGAUCCUUAUUCUUGGAAAUGCCUCCAGCUGUUUCGUGACGUCAAGUCCCCAGAAAGGCGCGUGGACUGGAUACGAGUUUGUUUUUUUUCCCGCCAAUUUCAGAUUCAAUAUGGCGGAGCUGGUGGCGGACAGUACGGAGAUUAGCUCGCAAAAUGAAGAGAAUUCAGUGGUACAAGAUGAAGAUCAGCGUGCAAGACUUACACAGUUUCCACAAACUCGAGUUCGUAAUAUGAUGAAAAUCGAUCCAGACCUUCAUUUAGCCAACAGAGAGUCAGUCUUCCUCUUAACAAGAGCGGCGGAGCUAUUUGUUGAACAUUUCGCUAAGGAAGCACACAAAAGGACUGUUAUAGGAAAAAGAAAAACUAUACAGAAAAGAGACCUGGACACAACUGUUGAUGAAAAUGAAGAAAUGGCAUUCUUAGAGGGUACAUUAGACUAAAAUCAUUUAAUGAUAACCUUGAUCGUCGACAAAUGUUACCAUGUGAAACAUCCCAAGAAAGAAUCAAGAUCAGGGAUUUUAUAUAGUGUGCAAAGAACUAUUGACGUCAUGUAAAUAAACUGUAGAUUGAUGA